CCCAAGCAACGCUCAAGCCCACAACCAGCAAUGGCCGAGGUUCCGCCGGAGCAGAUAUUUUCCAAAGGGGGUCAACCGUACUCAUUCAACCAGACCCCCGCAAGCUCCUCGCGCAAAGAGUCCGACGGCGACACCAAGGCCCCGUUGCCCAAGGGCGUUGUACUCGACAAAGAUGGCAAACCCUGCCGCACCUGCACCUCCGUCGCAGCCUGGCGCAACCUGACCAAGCAAGCCAAAGCCGACAGCUCAAGCUCCCCUUCCAACACAACAAGCACGACACCCACAACCCCCCUCGCAGCCCCCGCAACCUCCUCCCCAAGCACAAUCCCCCCAGAUUGCCCACCAGACGUUGAACAACUAGGUCGCUCAACCUGGAGCCUUCUGCACUCGAUGGCAGCCACUUACCCGGAAAAGGCAAACACCGAGCACCAGGACAACAUGCGUGGGUUCCUGAAGUUCUUCUCCAAGCUGUACCCAUGCUGGGUAUGCGCGGAUGAUUUCCAGACGUGGAUGGCGCAUCCGAGUGGACGGAACCAGCCGAAGCUGGGUGGGAGGAAGGAUUUUGGCUGGUGGCUUUGCGAGGCGCAUAAUGAGGUUAAUCGGAAGCUUGGGAAGGAGGAAUUUGACUGUCGAUUUUGGGAGGAGAGGUGGAGGACUGGGUGGAAAGAUGGGCGGUGCGAUUGA
Penicillium cinerascens is the source of this 684-nucleotide messenger RNA. RefSeq names its product flavin-linked sulfhydryl oxidase. The record is from RefSeq and is a predicted model, not a curated record. Gene Ontology annotation, molecular function: flavin-dependent sulfhydryl oxidase activity; flavin adenine dinucleotide binding. Gene Ontology annotation, cellular component: mitochondrion. The coding region runs from base 31 to 684 and encodes 217 amino acids. Lineage: Eukaryota; Fungi; Ascomycota; Eurotiomycetes; Eurotiales; Aspergillaceae. The transcript has 2 exons.